CCAAGUUUCGCCUGGGUGUUGACCACUGUUGUUGAGUACACACAUGGUUCAGUCUCUUUAUUUGUUUCUGUAAAGUAACCAGAUGUGUUGCAUGUGCCAGAAGUUAAGGGUGCAGCCAAAGCAGGUGGAAAAGUGUGUUAAAGGUUGAUGUGAGCGAGUCCCAUUCCAGAGGCUUGCAGCCGUGCAUUCAGUGCCGUCCAGUGACUUAAGAGGCAGGUGAAACCAACCAGUGCUUCUCAGCCACGUCAAGGCAAGAAACUCUUCUCAAAGCGUUUUACUCCUUUUCUCUGCUGUGGAAAGACUGCUUAAUAAGGAGGGGGACCCUCUCAGCCUGACAUACUAGGAAAUGGCGCCGAAGACCGUGCUGAUCGUCUAUGCCCAUCACAGUCCAACCUCGUUUAAUGCUGCUGCAAAGGAUGUGGCUGUGCAGACGCUCACUGCACGGGGAUGUAAAGUCAUUGUAUCUGACCUCUAUGCCAUGGGCUUCCAUGCUGUUGCAACAGAGGCAGAUAUCAAAGGUAAACUGAAGAACCCUGAACACUUUCUCUAUGCUGAAGAGACCUUUACUGCCUACAAGGAAGAUCGACUGAGUGAUGACAUCAAAGAAGAGCACCUCAAGGUGGCGCAGGCUGAUCUGAUCAUCUUUCAGUUCCCACUCUACUGGUUCUCUUACCCUGCUAUAGUGAAAGGCUGGAUGGAGCGAGUGCUAACUCGAGGAUUUGCCUACACUCUGCAGAACACGUAUGACAAUGGCUUGUGCAAGGAUAAAAAGGCUGUCCUGUCAUUCACUACUGGAGCACCGGAAACUAAGUUCCAACCUGAUGGCAUCAACGGAGAUGUCAAUGUUCUACUAUGGCCCUUACAGAACGGUGUUCUGCACUUCUGUGGUUUUCAGGUUCUGGCUCCUCAGAUCUUUUGGGGUCCUGCACACGCUUCUCCCUCUGAGAGAAAAGCCAUGUUGGAGGCAUGGCAGGCCAGACUGAAUGGUCUGCUGGAGGAGCAGCCACUGUCCUUCGCUUCUUCUAAGCUUUUUGACCUCAGUGUCCAGGCAGGGGCCAGACUACGGCCUGAGGUGAAAGAAACAUAUGCCUCUCAACCCUACGGCCUCACCACGGGGCAGCACCUUGGCAAACCACUCCCUCCAAACAACCAGACCAAGUCUCCUCCGAAUGACAAACACUAGACAAACGCUCACAAAAGUAAGCCUAGCUUGAAGAUAUGGGGGAAUGCACAUGUUCUGAAAUGUGAAGGCUUUAAAGUCAAGUUUCCUUGAACCCUUUAAACCUUCGGCUUAUAAUUCACUUAUUAAUCUUAGGACCUAUUAUUCAGUAACUACUUUGGUUUAUAUAGUAGCUACUAUAAAAAUAAUAAGUUGUGCACUUAUGAGAGUGAGGAAUUGAAGCGUGGGCCUACAUACGGAUCCUUUGGAGUUUAAGGGGUUCAAUUACUCUGCAUAUCCCACCUAUUACUAGUCUACUUUGCUUAAACCUGUUACCACAAAACAUGGAUUUCUAAAAAAUGCUAUGUACUCUGAAGUGGUGGUAUGCCGAUUUUUAUUUUUAGUACUUUUAAUACUUUUUUUCUAGUUUAACUUGUGUAUUGAUGCUCUCAAUUUUACUGAUUCUCUCUUUUUACCUUAUUGAUCGUUUCUUACAAAUCUAACUCUCAACUAACUGUAACUCUAAGCUAACCCACAGACACAUGAUUCUGAAAAUAACAAUAAAGAAACUCAAUCCCUGGCAA
Molecule: messenger RNA, 1743 nt
Organism: Pygocentrus nattereri (red-bellied piranha)
Lineage: Eukaryota; Metazoa; Chordata; Actinopteri; Characiformes; Serrasalmidae
Product: ribosyldihydronicotinamide dehydrogenase [quinone]-like
Exons: 6
Coding region: 347-1183 (278 amino acids)
Cellular component (GO): cytosol
Molecular function (GO): NAD(P)H dehydrogenase (quinone) activity
Source: RefSeq, a predicted model, not a curated record